UAUGAAACUGGGUCACUGAAUAUUAUGUACAUCUUCAUGAUCUGUACAUGCGCGUGACAGUGGUGCAUGAGUGACAAAAUCACUGGAGCAAGCUUGUUAUAACAAUCAAGCUAUCCAGAGGGAUUGUUCGUCUAAAAGAAUAAUCGUAACAAACUCUGAGUAGCUAUGGCUCAGGAUUCAACCCAACCCAAGGCGGUCAUUAAGAACGCGGACAUGAAUGAAGAUGAGCAACAAGACGCCAUUGACUGCGCCCAGAAAGCCAUGGAGAAAUUCAACAUCGAGAAAGACAUAGCAGCUUACAUUAAGAAGGAAUUUGACAGCAAAUACAACCCGACCUGGCAUUGCAUUGUGGGUAGGAACUUCGGCAGCUACGUCACUCAUGAGACUAAGCACUUCAUUUACUUCUACCUGGGUCAAGUGGCUAUAUUGCUCUUCAAAUCUGGAUGAUGGACCGGAUCUGUCUGAACAAGAAACGUUACAACCUCAACGAGUCAUGAUGAACCGUAUAUGAUACUGUGACAUUAUGAACAAAGGAUGUGUUAAUGAUAUCUAUUAUUUAUGUGGUUAAUUUCGGAGAUAACAGCUAAAUGUUUUUAUAGUCCAUAAUAUGCCCUACGUGUUUCCAAUUAUUAUACAUGUGGUGUUUUCUAUCUAGGAUUCUGCAGCAGUGUCAUUGAACCCCGUAUUUAUUUUCACAAUACGACACCUUUAAGCAACUUUCGUUGAAUAUGAGUUUUAACAAUAAGCAUACGAAACACAGGUUCCCAGAAUAGAUCAAGCCGAUAAACUUCAGUAUCUCAUAAUUUUCUUCGUUAAGUUGUACACGUUGAUGGUGUCAAACGCAUCUUGUUUAGAGAUCAGUGACAUUUAAAAUUUAAGAUUUCAUUCCAAAUAUGCUAACAUCCAGAGAAAAUCACAUCAAGAAGAUUACAUUAUUCUUUUCUUUCAGUAGUUUUGUCCGUGCGACCUUACUAUUGCCAAUAGCGAGCCUGCAAAAUAAAAGAGGAACUCUCGGACGACAUAACGCGUCAAAAUUAUGCUAUAAUCUAUUCAAAAUCCUUACUAAAUUUCAAAAUCUCUCAAUUUCUAUUCAAUAUGUUCAUUUUGCGAGCGAUUAGUGCUCUGAUUACUUUUUCAAACAACUUUUGAAGAAAACCAUUCGUACAACUCUGAUUGUUUUAAUUUCGGCUUAAUGCUAUAAAUACAAAAUGUAGUUCCUAUUUGCAGUCACAUGAUGCCGACAAACACUUUGAAUCCAUAUUGUUGAGAUCAAAAUAACCUCACUGAUUUCAAGAUUAAACAACUUGACUGAACUUUAAUAACCAUGUGAUUUGUAAACGAGAA
This is a messenger RNA of Patiria miniata (bat star), 1344 nucleotides long. RefSeq names its product dynein light chain 2, cytoplasmic-like. Lineage: Eukaryota; Metazoa; Echinodermata; Asteroidea; Valvatida; Asterinidae. Gene Ontology annotation, biological process: microtubule-based process; cilium assembly. Gene Ontology annotation, cellular component: cytoplasmic dynein complex. Gene Ontology annotation, molecular function: dynein intermediate chain binding; dynein light intermediate chain binding. The transcript has 2 exons. The coding region runs from base 166 to 447 and encodes 93 amino acids. The record is from RefSeq and is a predicted model, not a curated record.